UUACCUUUUUUAGAAAUGUUAUAAUUUCAAUUAACUUGUUGAAAUUAAACGUUAAUUUGAAAGAAAUGCCUAAAUCACAUAUACAGAGGAUUUAACCUUUAAUGUUUUCAUAAUAAAGCAACUGGUUGUAAACUAGUUUUUCUUAGGUUCCAUAUCCUUUUUUGCCCCUUUUCCUAUACCUUGAUCCAUCCAGGUAUCCACUUUUAUCAACUACCUCUAAUUGGAAGAAACAAAGUCACAUUGCUAGUGUGAGUAGCUUCAGACUUUCCUAGCAUCUUACAUUUGGGGGGGAAAGGUACAUACCAAAUUACAAAGGCUAUUAAAUCUGAAGGACUCUUGUCUCCCAAUGGUGGUGUUUCAAGCACUGUGGUAUCUAGAUUGGGUGUGGCGGGGGACACAGGUUGAGGAGGGGCAGAGGUAGAGGAGGUAUUUCACACCAGGCAAAUAUGUACAAAAGAUUGUCCCUAAUGUGAUAAAGCUCCUCACUGGGACUACUUUGUUCAGUUCCUAGAACUUCAUUGUUAAGUAUGACAAUAUUAUUAUUUUUUAUAGUGUAAGACCGUGUAAUAAAGCAUACUUAAGCACAUAUGCCUCAUUCAUCAUUUGUAUGUAUAAACAUUGAGAUUCCUAUUGCUUUUAAUAGUCUGUAUUCUCUUGGAGAAGAAAGAUAGAACAACUCUCUUAACUGCUUCUAGAUUAUAGUUCUGGUAUUUUUUUCUUUUCUCAAAGCCUGUAAUUAUAUCUCUCGAUUAAUAUUUUGGAAUUGGAAAAAUCUUAUUUAUCCUUUGUUCCUUUGUACUAUUGCUAAGUUAUAUCUGUUUCUCUGAAGACAAAUUUCCAAAUUAACUGCAACUCUUCUCUGUUCUUAUUGAAAAGAGCCUUUCUACAAAGAAGUAAAAGAUCUUUCUUUUUUUUCUUAUCUCUCUACCUUUGAAAUAACUAGUUUUAGUUUCUCUUGAACAAAGUGGCUAACUGUGAUAAUUCCUUCUUUUCUCCCACAUGAUGUCUGACACUGUCCAUCUCCUGUAGCCUGUCCUCCAUUAUUUUAGUGUGCUUCCUUCUCUUGUCUGGAUUUCUGCAUUGCCCUAGGAAGUCUGCCAGUAUGUGUUGAUGAAGGACGGGACAGGAAAGAAUGCUCUUUUCAGUUGCAUUAGCAGAAAUGAAAUGGGCUCAGUUUGUUGCAGUUAUGCAGGCCAUCACACAAACUGCCGAGAAUACUGUCAAGCCAUUUUUCGAACAGACUCUUCUCCUGGUCCUUCUCAGAUCAAAGCAGUGGAAAAUUAUUGUGCCUCUAUUAGUCCACAAUUAAUACACUGUGUAAACAAUUAUACCCAAUCUUAUCCAAUGAGGAACCCAACAGAUAGUUUAUAUUGCUGUGACAGAGCUGAAGAUCAUGCUUGCCAAAAUGCCUGCAAGAGAAUUCUGAUGUCUAAGAAAACAGAAAUGGAGAUUGUUGAUGGCCUCAUCGAGGGUUGUAAGACCCAGCCUUUGCCUCAGGAUCCACUUUGGCAGUGUUUUCUUGAAAGCUCACAAUCUGUUCACCCUGGAGUCACUGUACACCCUCCUCCCUCUACAGGCCUUGAUGGCGCUAAAUUGCACUGUUGUUCUAAAGCAAACACUUCAACGUGUAGGGAACUGUGCACUAAACUUUAUAGCAUGAGCUGGGGCAAUACACAGAGUUGGCAAGAGUUUGAUCGCUUUUGUGAAUAUAAUCCAGUGGAAGUGUCCAUGUUGACCUGUUUAGCAGAUGUUCGGGAACCUUGCCAGUUGGGCUGUAGAAAUCUUACUUACUGUACUAAUUUUAACAACAGACCAACAGAACUUUUCAGGAGUUGCAAUGCUCAGUCAGAUCAAGGAGCCAUGAAUGACAUGAAGCUGUGGGAGAAAGGAAGCAUAAAGAUGCCAUUUAUCAACAUACCUGUUCUUGACAUUAAAAAGUGCCAGCCAGAAAUGUGGAAAGCAAUAGCUUGUUCACUGCAGAUUAAACCUUGUCAUAGUAAAUCCCGGGGAAGUAUUAUUUGCAAAUCAGAUUGUGUGGAGAUUCUGAAGAAAUGUGGGGACCAGAACAAAUUCCCUGAAGACCACACAGCUGAAAGUAUUUGUGAGCUUCUGUCACCUACAGAUGACCUGGAGAACUGUAUACCUUUGGAUACAUAUCUCAGACCAAGUACUUUGGGUAACAUUGUAGAAGAAGUGACUCAUCCCUGUAACCCAAAUCCUUGCCCCGCUAAUGAGCUCUGUGAGGUAAACCGGAAAGGGUGUCCAUCUGGUGAUCCCUGCCUUCCAUACUCUUGUGUUCAAGGUUGCAAAUUGGGCGAAGCAUCUGAUUUUAUUGUCCGUCAGGGGACACUGAUCCAAGUGCCAUCAUCUGCAGGGGAAGUUGGUUGUUAUAAAAUUUGCUCAUGUGGGCAAAGUGGACUCUUAGAAAACUGUAUAGAGAUGCACUGUAUAGACCUUCAGAAGUCUUGUAUUGUUGGAGGAAAAAGAAAAAGUCAUGGAACUUCUUUUAAUAUUGACUGCAAUAUCUGUUCUUGUUUUGCUGGUAAUUUGGUGUGUUCUACCCGCCUGUGUCUCAGUGAGCACAGCUCAGAAGAUGACCGUCGUACCUUCACAGGUCUGCCCUGUAACUGUGCAGAUCAGUUUGUCCCUGUGUGUGGGCAGAAUGGACGCACUUACCCCAGUGCCUGCAUUGCUCGCUGUGUGGGCCUCCAAGACCAUCAGUUUGAGUUUGGAUCAUGCAUCUCAAAGGAUCCAUGUACUCCUAACCCCUGCCCAAAAAACCAAAGAUGCAUACCCAAACCACAAGUCUGCCUGACAACUUUUGAUAAAUUUGGAUGUAGCCAAUAUGAGUGUUUGCCAAGACAGCUCACCUGUGACCAGGUCCGAGAUCCUGUUUGUGAUACAAACCACAUGGAGCACAGCAAUCUCUGCACUUUGUACCAGAGGGGGAAGAGCCUCUUAUACAAAGGCCCAUGCCAGCCCUUCUGCAGAGCCCCAGAGCCCAUUUGCGGGCACAACGGGGAGACCUACAGUAGCGUGUGUGCUGCCUACUCGGACCGGGUGGCGGUCGAUUACUAUGGGCCCUGCCAGGCCGUCGGGGUCCUCUCUGAGCACAGUUCUGUCACUGAGUGUGCUGCUGUGAAGUGUCCUUCGCUCUCAGCGACCGAAUGCAAACCCAUCAUCCCACCUGGUGCUUGUUGCCCGUUAUGUGCUGGGAUGUUAAGAGUUUUAUUUGACAAAGAAAAACUGGAUACUAUUGCUAAGGUGGCAAACAAAAAGCCAAUAACCGUUCUGGAAAUACUUCAGAAGAUCCGCAUGCAUGUGUCUGUCCCACAGUGUGACGUAUUUGGAUACUUCAGCAUCGAAUCAGAAAUUGUGAUCCUGAUCAUUCCUGUGGAUCAUUAUCCAAAAGCUUUGCAGAUUGAGGCUUGCAAUAAGGAAGCAGAGAAGAUCGAAUCCCUUAUCAACUCCGACAGCCCUACUCUGGCGGCCCACGUCCCUCUGUCCGCCCUCAUCAUUUCUCAGGUGCAGGUCUCCAGCAGUGUGCUUUCGGCCGCUGCCAGGGCCCAGCCUCCCUGCCACUCCCACCUCUUCCUCCUCAUCCUGGGUCUCGCCUUGCAUAGGGUCUGGACACACAACUGACUGCCCAUGAAAAGUGCAAAAUAUUCCUCGAUCUAAUCUUUCUACUUUGGAAAAGACGUACAGGACUGCUGGUUUAUAGUUGAAUAGUGGCCAAGUCAAAGCACUUGUCACCUCUAACCUCUAUGCACCACACAGUAUUUAUAAUCAUCAGUGUUAGUAAGGGUUUUGUUUUGUUUCUACAAAUGUUACAAUACGUUCUUCCAAAUACUAAUGAAAAGAGGAUGUCUCCUUCUGGCAGAUCACUGCCUUACAAUUUACAUUUUGCUCAUUAGAUGGGUCCCCCACUCUAAAACAAAUUCUAUAUCAUUGGUAAAUGAGAUGAUCACAUUGUAGAAAUAUAACUCACUUUACUGUGGGCUUCGUAUCACAAAAACUUCAUUUCCAAGUUCUUUUUAGUAUUAAAGUGCCCCUAGAGUGUGUGUUUGUUUACAAAUAUUCCCUACUCUGUCUAGAAGUGAGGGGUCAGAGCAAAGAGCCACUGCUAUUAGAGUAUGAAAUAAAGAUAAGGCAUCUUUGGAAUUAUCAUAUAAAUCAUCAGGCAAAUUUAAUUUACAGAAAUCUAAUUCAGGAAUCCAUUUAAUGUGGUAAGCAAAAGCAAGCUAAGUAAAUGGCACUCAUAUAAUAUAUUGUAAGUGACAGUCUCAGUGGUUCCUAAUGUGUGUCUGUGACUUUUGUGAAAGGGAGAAGUUAUAUCCCAUCAAGGCGACUUGUAUUAUGCAUUUUUAUAUUAACCAGAUGUAUAUUCUUUGGUAUCAUCCAAGUUAAAUUUAGAGUUUUUAAAGAUCGACCUUUAAACCAAUUGCUGCUACUUAUGUAAUUGCCAAAAAGUGAAAUAAUUAGUAGUUCGUGUAAAUAAUACAUGAUUUUUCUAUUUUAUUAUGAAGGUGAAUAGCCAUAUUUGUAAAAUGACAAUCAUGUGUGUUAACCCAGUACUUUCCGUUCAUGAAGACACAUUUGCUUUUUGUGAUAUGCACAGUGUAGAUAAGUGUUCUGUUUGACUUUCUUUUUUGAUAUAGAAUUAUAAAGAAUUGUGGUUUAUAUAUUUAAAAGUGUCAAUCUAAGUUUGAAAAUGUUUGCAUGUUGUCUAAGAAAUUGAAUACUUUGAAUGUGUUUCACAGUUUGAAAUAAGCUAUUCAGUGUAAUACUUCUUGUUUAUAUGCACCUAAGCUUAGAUUUUACAUGAAGUGUUUUUUUCAGUGUUAUAUGUACCUUCUGAAAAAUAUAGGGAUAUGCAUAUUAUACCAAAAUGUUGUUUAAAAGUGGGCACUUAGGGCUUCCCUGGUGGCGCAGUGGUUGAGAGUCCGCCUGCCGAUGCAGGGGACACGGGUUUGUGCCCCGGUCCAGGAAGAUCCCACA
Molecule: messenger RNA, 4998 nt
Organism: Delphinapterus leucas (beluga whale)
Lineage: Eukaryota; Metazoa; Chordata; Mammalia; Artiodactyla; Monodontidae
Source: RefSeq, a predicted model, not a curated record